Armigeres subalbatus is the source of this 4045-nucleotide messenger RNA. It is a transcript of the gene crm, whose product is annotated as protein cramped. Gene Ontology annotation, cellular component: nucleus. NCBI's taxonomy places the organism in Eukaryota, Metazoa, Arthropoda, Insecta, Diptera, Culicidae. The transcript has 5 exons. Gene Ontology annotation, biological process: pattern specification process. Gene Ontology annotation, molecular function: chromatin binding. The record is from RefSeq and is a predicted model, not a curated record. Bases 262 to 3579 code for a protein of 1105 amino acids.
GCUGACAGUGCUCGCAAAGUGUCAAAGUGAAGCGGAUGAAAAUAUUGAUACCCCACCGAGUGCUGUUGGAGUUGAGCGCGAUUAUUAUUUAUCUCAUCGUUUUGUUCAUAGAACAGGAAACCGUUCAAGGAGUGUCCGCGAUUUUCAGACGGGUGAUUUAUUUUUCUUCGGAAAAGUGGCGCGCAGAACGUGUGGUGUAGAAAAGUAGUGCAUUCCAGGGUAGUGCCCGUGAACCGGUCGUUCCGGAACCAAGGACCAGAUAUGGACAAUUAUGUGUCCGCAACCAACAUUAACAGCAUUAUCCACACAACCCUCAAAAGUGACUUGAAAACCAACAAUGUCGAACCGAAGCCUCCCCCUGCCAGAGAGGUUCCUCUGGUUGUUCCGGAAGAAACCCCACUCCUCGCCCACGCAUCUACCCCGGCGACAUCCACAGAAACGCACACUACUUUGCCCACCACCGUCACCCCAAAGUCCCACGGCUCUUCGACGGUGAAACCCCUUCCGCACAAACUAACCGAUCCCAGCUUACAGCAGAUCCCAACGGAAGAGCUGCUCGGAUCGGUCACUACCUUUUAUCCCAGUGGUGAUGCCGAGUGCGGCCAUGCAUUGCGCACCAGUGCACGGGUCAUCCACAAAAUGCGGAUGGACUCCAUUCGGGGCAGUACGCCACCUCCCGCCGAUAGGAAGGAUGGCGGAACCGGAGCAGCCGGAGGAAAAGGGGGAUCCGGCACGGGAGCUGGAGGUCAAUCGAAGACCCCCAAUCAGCCGAAGCCCGCUCGGGUUGUUUGGAGCAAUCUGGACAAGAACCUGUUCUUUGAGGCACUGAACGAGUGUGGGAAGGAUUUCGAAGGGAUAGUGAACUAUUUGAACACGAAGAAACGCCGGAAGGAGGGGAAUAACGAUAACGUGUUCAAGGUGAAGGACGUUAGACAUCUGUUCUAUCAGUUCAACCAAAAAGUGAGCAAGUAUUUGCACUUUUCCGAUGAGGUGAAAAGGGAAGCGCAGGAGUUGUACGGGUUGAUCAACUACGGCGAGAUGCGGAAGAAAGUUCCUUUUCAGAAUAAAAAAUACUUUCACAAGUUGAAGGAUCUGGUCUAUAAGGGUGCGGUGAUGAUUCGGGAAAAGGGUCGAAAUAUUAGAAUUAAGACUCCGUCUUGCCGAGCGUUGAGGAAACUAAAUCAACUGGAGGAAUGGCAGGAGGAAAUUCGAUUACCUCCGAGGGUGGACGUGUUUAUGAAACCAGCUACGGUUUCGGCAUGGGGUCGGGUCCAGACGUUGGCGCAGAAUCCCCGGGUGAGGAUCUCAGUCACGCUGCAGAAAAGGGUGUCGACAUUGUUGCAACUGUUGCAGGCUAAAUGGCGCCAUCAGGAUGUCCGGUUGGUCGAACGGGUAUCGAGUUUGAAGACCACCAAUAUGGUGGCUUCCUCGAAGACAGCCCGUCAGAAGGCGGGGCAUGAGCUGGACCUGUGCACGAGGAUGUCCGUUGAGACGGCGGACGAUGAGGGGUUGAAGAUUAUGCGGUUCACGCCUUCGAAAGAUGCGGUGAUCCACCGACCGAUGGUGAAUUUGACGGAGUUUAUGAGCAGUUAUAGUAUCUGUUUGAACUCGUACGAGCAAAGGAUCGGUGCGAAGGUCCGAGGAGAGGCGUUGUGCUUGGAAAAACUGAAUCAUAUCAAAGAGAAGAUGGCAGCGAACUCGAAGCGGCAGCGGCAUGAUAGUAAUUCGGAGAAGCACAGCCCCGAUGGGAAGAAAGUGAAGACUGAAUCUAAAGAGAUCAAAGAGGAAAAGUCCGUAGAGAGUGCCGAAGCGAUUGCGAAUUUGACUGACGUUCUGAAAUCGCCCAACGCAUCUUGUGAGUCAAUGGAAACAUUUAAAGAAAUUGAAGGAAAUGAAGGUGAAGUCCAAGCGCUCGUAAUCGAAAAAUCAAGUGCCGAAGCACCGGAUUUGAAGGGCUCGGAAUCGAACGAAUCCAUCAAGCUAGCGGGGAUAAGCAAAAUAAAGCUGGAUCCAGAUACGGGGGUGCCGUCCUUAGGUCAUGGUGACAAUUCAAACGAUGGCGCCCUGUCGGAAACCGAUCAACCAAAGCAAUUGAAAGGGGAGGAGCCUGCAGUGAGCAAUGAGCCUACUGCCAUUGUCGAAGAUCUCAUUAAAACGACAGUGAAGCGAAAAGAACCGCGUGAGAAGUGCAGUAAACGAAAGGACUCGAAAGCGAGUGGAGGAAUGAAUAAUUUGCCUUUUCGUCCGAUGAUCUCCGAGGAGACCAUUCAGAAAAUUCGUGAAGGUUGGACCGUGCAGAGCGUGGGCGACAUCACCGUUGGUGAUUUGUACAUAAUGUUCGGCGAGGAGAACAAGUUGCAUCUGGAGUAUCUGUGGGAGAUGCCCAAGGAGCCAAAGGUUGAGGUGGCGGUUCCCGUGGAGGCAACCGAUGCGGUGGACUCCGCGUGGCAGCAGGAACGCGUUGAUCAAGGGCAGCAGGGCUUUGUGGGUGGACUCGGUUCGUUAUUUAACAACAGUUUUGCUGCGAAUCUGAGUGGUCGUUUGAGGCAGCUGCUGCAUAUUGCUCAAAUGAAUGAGAAGACUGGCAAACGGCGUUGCCCCUGUGGGCACGUCUGCGAUCGACGGAAUAAGAUUGCUGACGCGAUGAAUAGUGCUGCCAUGUUGAACGAUCAUCUUCUGUUCAAGCAACCGAUGGUACCGACGCGGACUAAUCCUGGAGCUACUUUGGCAAACUGUAAUGUUCACCCCUCGCCGCACAUGCGCUACAAGCAAUCCCGCUGGUGGCGUAUGCGCGUCAACCGCCACCAGCAGCCCUCGAAUCGACUGAUGCUUCCGAACGGAAUUCCACCCUAUCCACAUAACAGGAUGAACCACAACAACAACAACAACUACGGCAACACUUCCAAAACUACCAACGGAAGUCACCCUCCAUCUAACAGCGUUGCCGCAACGCCACAGCCAACGCGCCAAUCGCAAUCACCCAACAACGCAAGCGUUUCUUCUCCAACCUGCAGCAGCGGCAGUACCUUGAAGGGUACUGCCGCUAAAUCUCCCAUCAGCAGCACCGACGAUCACCUUACCAAGCUCCUGGAGGACAAAAUCACCAGCAUCAGCGGUUCCGGUUCUUCAAAGCCUACGUCUUCCAAAGCGUCAUCAUCGUCGUCACCCGCCGUACUCGACGAUGGCAGCUGUCUCAGUCUGUUCGACAUAUCGUUGCCAUCUACGUCGUCCACGCUGAUGGCCGACAUCAUGAGUGGCGGCGGUGCAUCUUCGUCAGCGGCGACGACCACAGUUGAAAUCGGCGAGAACAGCAACUGCACAGCCCUUUCGGCUAGCCGAAUCUUGCGCGAAUCUCCCAUCGAUGGCAAAUUGAUCGAGACCGACAUCAAUGACAUUUCGCUAAGCAGUUUCCUCGGACAUCUGGAUGCGGUAUACCAAAAUGAAGCCCCGACCGCGAGGAAACGGGAAUCAGAUCAAAUGAACAUCAGUAUUAUCAGCGAGACAAGUGUGGACUACAUCGCCCGGUUCGAGGACAUUGCCGCCGAGCUGCGAGCCCAGCAGGAACAGGACUCCGUGUAGGAAGGAUGUCUAUCUACAGGGAUUUUUUUUGGGAUCUAUGCCCAGUACCAUGCACACAUAUUUACUCUUAUACACGAUGAUCAAGAAACGACGCCAAUCUGUAACCAGAUACAUAAAUACGUAGCAGUACUAGAAUAGUAGCUUCCAGUUUUCCUUUUUCUCAAGUUCGACAUAACGUAAGAGAUUCGAUAAAGUUUUGAUUAUUUCGAUUAUUGUUCUACACGUUAUUUAAGUAAUUAGGUCAGUCGCGCACAUUUUGUCGAACCAAACUUUAAUUAUUAGAUGACAUUGUGAAUGUUUAUGACGAUUUAUAUUGCUGUUUCUUAGGAUACGUCUCUCUCGACACUUUAGCCGCGUUUAUUUAUCAGCUGAUGCCACAUACGAUAUUACAGAAUGACUAUUAUGAAGUUGAUGCUUUUUCAUUAUCUCGAAAAUAUAUAUCCACCUGGUUUCAUUAUAGAGGAAA